GGACCGCCCCACCCCAAUCCCGGCGCUGCCGCCCCUGCCCCUGCCUCCGGGAGUGACUCGCGCACCUAUGGCUGUGGCCUUGGAGGCCGAGGCCGCCGUCUGAGCCCUGGGAGUGGGGGCAACUGGACCGGAAGCAGCGGGCACUGCAUGGACUCGAUGGGGUGAAAUGCAGGAAUAUGGCCUCCUCAGGUGCGCACCUUUCCUGGAAUUGUGUCAGAAAAGCAGAGACCAAGCCGACCCAAGCAUCAGAAACAGCUUCCAGGCAGAAAGGUGAUACAGGAUUCAGGAAAAAGAACAAAACCUUAAGAACACACUUCGACAGGAUUCUGGGCUGGAUUUACUCUGAUCUCACAGCUAAGGCUUAAAUGUCUGAGAACUGAAGAGAAGGUUCCACAUAUAAGUGAUAUCAUAUGGUAUUUUUUUCUUUCUCUUUCUGGCUUCACUUAGGAUGAUGAUCUCUGGGUCCAUCCAUGUUGCUGCAAAUGGCAUUAUUUUAUUCUUUUUUAUGGCUGAGUAGUAUUCCAUUGAAGAAAUAUACCACAACUUCUUUAUCCAGUCAUCUCUGUGGAUGGACAUUUAGGUUGCUUCCAUGUCUUGGCUAUUGUAAACAGUGCUGCUAUGAACUUUAGGGUGCCAUAUAUUUUUGAAUUAGAGUUUUCUCCAAAUACAUGUCCAGGAGUGGGACUGCUAGAUCAUAUGUUGUCUCCUCACAGUCUUCACCAAGUCCUCUUCCUCUACCAGACAGGUAAGUGUUGGGACCCUGCAAGGGCUCUGGCCUAGAGGGCCUCUUCUCACUCCAUUGCCGUUGAGCCUAGGCUGGAUUUAGUGAUUGCUUCUAAUAAACAGAAUCCAGUAGUAGUGAUGGGGUGUCACUUCCGAAAUUAGGUGGUAACCAGGCUGUGGCUUUGUCUUGGGGGCCCUGUUAUGUGCCCUCUCUCUCUUGCUUGCUCACCCUGGGCCAGACACAUCUGUGGAGAGGCCCAUGGGGUGAGGGGCCAAGGCCAACCAACUUGGAUCCCCUGCCCCCCAGUUAAGCCUUAAGAUGAGACCACAGCCCCAGCUAACAACUUGACUACAACCCUUGACCUUGUGCUAGAGGCACUCAUUUGGGUGCCGAAAUUGUGAGAUAAUAAGAAUUUAUCGUAAGCUGCAAUGUUUUGGGAUUAUUUGUUAUGCAGCAAUAGAUAACUAAUACACCUCCCUCAGUGGUUUUGUAGCUGCUGUGGCCUCAAUAAUACUCUCAGUGCCAAUACCCUUGUGUUUAUAUUUUGCUUCUCAACUCUUUAUCUACUUGACAUUACUACUUAGAUUUCUCAUAAAUACCCCAAUGUCUUCAUGUUCAAAACCAAAUGCACCUAGCCACUUAAACACUGGCUUUGCUGCCAUUCACUGCAGUAUCCCCACUGCCCAGCACAUAACAAACACUCACUAAAUGUGGAUUGAGUGAAUAUUCCAUGUCAAACCCAAGUCUUUCUUGGUAUUCUUUAUUUCAGUAAAUGUAAUACAAUCCAGUCUCUUGCUCAAGCCAGAUACUUGGAUUUAUCCUUGACCCUCUUGCUUUACUUCAUCCUUACAUCUCAUCAGUCUCCAAGUUCCAUAGGUCUGGUAGCCUAAAUAUUUUUCAAAUCUAUUUCUCUACCCUCACUGCCGCUACCAAGUCGAGAUCACCAUCAUCUCUUUCCUGGGUCAUAGAAAUAACCUAACUGGUAUCUCUCCUUUCACUCUCUCUUUUUUUAAAGUAAACUUUUAGGUGUAACAUACAGAAAUGUGCACUAACCAAAAAUGAAGAGCCUGAUGUAUUUUAACCAAGGGAAAACAGCCCUUUAGCUUCCCAAUUAACAUCCCGAAGAAAUCAGAAUUUACUGUUGCUCUCGGGACUACUCUGGUGCCCUCUUCUGGUCACUUCUUCUCCCCCAUAAUCUCUAUCCUGACUUGCAACUGUAACAGAUUUGUUUUUGAACUUCAUGUAAGUGAAGUCACACAAUAAAAACUCUCAUCUGACUUUACUCACUCUACAGUGGGGGACUCAACCACACGUUGCUUAUUCCCUGAAUGGUAUUCACUGUUGUGAUAUUUAUUUGUACUGUGGCUAGUUUUCAGUUUGGGGCCACAUUUAGUAGUUCUUGUAUGUCUCUGGUGACCAUAUAUGUGUGUUGCUGUGGGGUUCAUGCCCAGCAGUGAAUCGCUGUGUCAGAGGGUAGGUGAUGCCCAGCUUCAGAAGAUUCUGCCACAGUUGUCUAGAGAGCUUGUAUCAUUUCCCCUCCCACCGUCUACCGACUCAUCUUGUGCAUUUCCUGCCCCAGUCCUAAGAUCAGUCCUUUCUCCAUGGAGCCCUGAUUCCUGCCAUUAUCUGAUUCUUUUUCACAUUAUAAAGCAUUCACAAAAAUAGAAUUUUUAAAAGGAUGAGAGAAAGUGAAACUAAAGGAAGUUCUACAGUUUUUUCCACAUCCAAUGGAGUAAAAAGAAUAGAAAAGAUAUCUGUGAAAGCCCACAUGACGUGUAAAGGAGGGAGUCGGAGAGCUGACGGCAGGGGACAGAGACUGCAACAGGAGGAAGGAGGGGAAAACAUUAGCUGAAAAGGACAUCAAGGGGGGGUUGCCUGAGUUCCACUGUCAUCUGCUCCCAUGAGGGGCCUCCAGUAGGGGUCCUCUGAUGCUGAGCCAGUCAGGAUGCCUCCUGAGUACCCCAGUCCCCACCUGCUUCAGUGUCGUUAGCUUUUGUAAGUGAUUGUAGCCUGAAACUCUACCCAAGACUAGGGGACACUUCAGGUAUCAGAUAGCAGGAAGUGGCAGCAGCAACAGCGAAGGGUAUUUUAGGUUGAUGACAGUGUCCUUGUUUCAUAAAAAUGCAACAACUUCUAAACAGAAUGUAACUUAAUUUACUCUAAUAUCUAUCCACAAAGAGCCAGAUGGAGUUGACUCUUGAGCUUGGUUUCAAUAGAGAGUCCCCUCUCUGCCUGUACUGUAAGCUGUCUUUAGCUCCCAGGUGGAGACAAUGUUCUGACAGUUGGGAUGUGGGUGUUUGGGGAAUAUAUCCAGCCAACCCUACAAAGUUUCAGGGCUUUUCUGGCCUUGGUGAUCACGGCUUGCCUGGUUGAGGCUGAAGCUGCCAGCCUUGACAUUCACGGUAAGAAGUGCUUGGAGUUGCUGCCUAGGGAGGAGACUCCUGUCCUCCUGGAGCUUGCCCAGGGCAGGAGAGGGCCAUUUCUGCCAACUUUGAUGGGGCAGGCUUCUGGGCCAGCAUCAUAGCUGAGAUCCAGGAGCCGGGUUUCGGGUUGGCAACCUCUCUGGCUGCCCUGUUUGCAAGAUCAGAUGUUACACUUGUUCACCCACUGGAAAGGAGCAAAGGGUCCAGCUGCUGGGUAGUUCCAGUUGCAGCUAGGCAAGGGCAUCAAGAAUUGGAUGGUGAGCAGGCUCCUCGUUAAAGAGACUGUGAUACAGCCAUACAAUAAAAUAUGCCAUAGCUGAAAAACAGCAAGGCACUGCUUGAGAAUUGCAGGAUGCUUGGCACGUAACCAUCCAUCCAAACCUGACCUAAGAGACUUGACCAAACUCUAGCAUGGCUUCUAGAAGCAUAAGGCUAGGAUGACCCCUAAAUCGCGUGCCUGGGAAUGUACUCAACGCUGCCAGUAGGAUGUACUAUUCUAGCUAAUACCUGAUGCUAGGUCCCUGACCUCCCUUUCUUGGAGCAUUUACUGAAAAGCUCUUAUAAUUGUGAAUACAUGUCUCUUACAACCCAGAAGCAUCUCUCACAGACCUGAGAGCCAUUCUUCUGAAAUGUACUCAUCAGGAAUGUCAAGGCCUCUAUCUCCGUUCUCCGUGGGAGGAUAGGCUCCUGACUUCCACACCUGCCAGCCAGCAGACACACCUGAUCUAAUCGCUUCUUCACUGCCCAGCUCUUUGUGAUUUUUCAUUUUCACUUUUCUGACUCUACUGAGAGCCCCCACCUCCUUAUUCUCCCUUUGAAACACCCAGUCGCCUCUACACAAAUCAAACGGAGCACAGCUCUUUCUCCUGCUAUCUGUAGUUACCGAAUAAAAUCUGUUUCCACUGCUUUAUAAUCUCUGGCUGUAUUUUGGUCUUUGACAAGCUCCAUGUUUUGUUUUGUUUUUCUCUAUAUGUUUUCUAUACUGAAAAUCUCUAAGAUGUGUGUCACACACACACAGUGGGCAGGUCAGCAGCAUAUAAUACACUCUUAUUUUUGAAACAAAACAAAACCCGGAACAGUUCUGUGCGGGGAGACCCUUGACCUGGGAGGCUGGACGGGUCGCUGGGCGGCAAUUCGUGCUCCCGGGUCCCCCGGCACCAGUGCUCUAGGGCGGAGGGCCGUCGCGCAGACAGCCUCAGUUUCCCCACGGGAACGCCGACUCGAGGGCUCCCGGGGCUCUUCCCCGCAGUCCUCACCGCCCCCGUUGCCCCCAGUGUCCGGGCGCCACGAAAAGGCGGGAAAACCGGAAGUUGGAAUGAGGCAGCCGGACGAGAAAUGCGGGCGCACUGGCAGGGUCAGGCUGCACCGAUGUGACCCUCCCACCUCGGAGGGGCUGCCUCUCGGGGGCGCGGACGGGAGCGCGCAGGUAAGGGCGGCAGAGCGGUACCCUGGUGGGGCGGGGCCAUCGAGGCGACAGCCAAUCACCAGCGUCUCCAGUGGGUGCGCUGACGGGCCGGGGCGGGGCAGAGUCGUUGCCUGGGUGACGCACUCCCAGCGUUGGAGUUCUGUGGGCAGCUGAUCUGGGCGGCACCGACUAGCGGACGCGGGGCUCCUGGGCCUCCAGUGGCUCCGAACGCGUCCCAGCUGCCGCCGCCUCGCAUCAGGGAACGGGGCCGCGGGGUUUCCUCCACGCCCCCGGGGGUGAGAGGGCCGCCGCCCGCGUGAGCUCUCACGACCUGGUCUCCAGCGGCCCUGGGAGUUCUUAGUUAUUUUUCCUUCUUUAAAAAUUUUCUAUUUCUGGGGCCCCAACUACCUAACACUUACACUGGCUUCCUUUUCUUCUUUUUCAAUGGUUACCAUCUGCUCUGCGGUUUACUCGAUUAUUCUAUUUUUCUUGGCUUCUCAUUCCUUUAUUUGCCCCUGAUCAUCUCUCCUUCCUAAGGUUAAAUCUCUACAUUGCCCUGUCUCCAGCCUGGCUUAACCGUCUUAUUUAGUACACGUUUGUUUUUGUUUUUCUUACUUCAGAUGAUUUUUUCUAGUUUUUAUUAUUCUGGGUGUUUUGGUGAGGUCCUCUUUAAGACCCGAGUCAGCUUGCAGGCCAAUCUGAGGAUACAUCAUGAUUUAUUUACUAAAGGUGGCAUAUUCUUACUCAAACUCACGGAAGCCGCGGGAGACCAGAGUUGACAUUUGUUGAGUGUUUCCUGUGCCUAAAGCUCCAGUAAGUGCCUUCUUCCACGAUAGUUAUCUUGUGACCAGGCUCCUGAGACUCCUGGCCAGAAGCUAGAGGGGGCUUGGCCAGCAAGAGCAAGAAACAACUCAGCUGUGCUUUCUAGCUCUGAGAUAGGAAAUGUCUACAGGUGGAGGAGGCAUCUGGGCUACCCAGGACAAGGAGAGAGCCCGAGAGAUUUCAGGUCAUGGGCAUUCUUGUCAAGAAAUGCUUUCCAAGUCGGAGGAGACAGUGCCUUUGGGAGCCGCUCAGGAGUCACCCCACAUCAAGAUGGAGCCAGAAGAGUCACACCCUGAUGGGGCGUCACAGGAGGCCAGAGCUCAAGGAGUGCGGGGCUGGAUGCCCCUAAGCCAGGGCUCUAAAGAGAAAGUGCAUUUCCUGCCUGGUGGAGCCCUCCCCUCCCCCCAGAUCCCUGUACUUUCCCAGGAGGGGAGGACCAGAGACCGGCAGAUGGCUGCGGCACUCCUCACCGCCUGGUCCCAGAUGCCAGUGACCUUUGAGGACGUGGCUCUGUACCUCUCCCGUGAGGAGUGGGGACAGCUGGACCACACACAGCAGAGCUUCUACAGGGAUGUCCUGCAGAAGAGGAACGGGCUGUCCUUUGCAGGGUUUCCCUUCAGCAGACCUUUCUGGGCCUGUCAAGUGCAGGGCAAGGGCGAGGCCUCAAGCUCCAGCCGACAGACGGGAGAUGAGGAGAGGAGAGGAGCCAUGGAGGUGGGGAAGAAGGAGCUGGCCCCAUCCCUGGCAGCCCUCAGGGAUGUGAAGUCCUUCAAAGGCAGGGUGGAGAGAGCCCAGGGGGACGCCCUGCAGUGCGGGCAGCCAGCGGCCAGCGGGCAGAGCCCAGGGCCAGCCAAAGACGAUGUGCAGUCCGCUCCCUUGGAGGAGGGACAGCCCAAACCAGCCCCGCCUGACAAUGGCCUCCCAAAGGCCCAGGAGGGUGGCUUCCCAGAGCGACCCAGAGACCAGGAGACCACCGCCCCUGAGAGCAGCGAGGAGGGCCUGGCUGUCGACGGCGACGCAGACAAGAAGACCUACACGUGCGAGCAGUGCGGCAAGGGCUUCAGCUGGCACUCCCACCUGGUGACGCACCGGCGCACACACACGGGCGAGAAGCCCUACGCCUGCACGGACUGCGGCAAGCGCUUCGGCCGCAGCUCGCACCUCAUCCAGCACCAGAUCAUCCACACCGGCGAGAAGCCCUACACCUGCCCCUCCUGCUGGAAGAGCUUUAGCCACCACUCGACGCUGAUCCAGCACCAGCGCAUCCACACGGGCGAAAAGCCCUACGUGUGCGACCGCUGCGCCAAGCGCUUCACCCGCCGCUCGGACCUGGUCACCCAUCAGGGCACCCACACGGGCGCCAAGCCACACAAGUGUCCCAUCUGCGGCAAGUGCUUCACGCAGAGCUCGGCCCUCGUCACCCACCAGCGCACCCACACUGGGGUCAAGCCCUACCCGUGCCCCGAGUGCGGCAAGUGCUUCAGCCAGCGCUCCAACCUCAUUGCCCACAACCGCACGCACACCGGCGAGAAGCCCUACCACUGCCUCGAUUGCGGCAAGAGCUUCAGCCACAGCUCGCACCUGACCGCCCACCAGCGCACCCACCGCGGGGUCCGGCCCUACUCCUGCCCGCUGUGCGGCAAGAGCUUCAGCCGCCGCUCCAACCUGCACCGGCACGAGAAGAUUCACACGGCGGGGCCCAAGGCCCUGGCCAUGCUGAUGCUGGGGGCGGCCGGGGCGCUGGCCUCACCCCCACCAGCUCCCACCUAGGAGGCUAGGAGGGAGGGGCCAGGUGACGGGAGCAGGGGAGGGAGGGAGAGGAGCAGCUGGGGGUGUGGCCUGGUGAGGCCCAGGAAGGGAGCCGGGAGGUGCUGGCAUGGGGGUGGGGCGCGGCAAACACGGGAGGAGCUAGGGUGAGGAGCAGGCAUGCUGGCCACAAAUUAAAGGCCUUGGAAUUCAA
Molecule: messenger RNA, 7334 nt
Organism: Camelus dromedarius (Arabian camel)
Lineage: Eukaryota; Metazoa; Chordata; Mammalia; Artiodactyla; Camelidae
Gene: ZNF205
Product: zinc finger protein 205
Exons: 11
Coding region: 5495-7144 (549 amino acids)
Biological process (GO): regulation of transcription by RNA polymerase II; embryo development; urogenital system development
Cellular component (GO): nucleus
Molecular function (GO): DNA-binding transcription factor activity, RNA polymerase II-specific; RNA polymerase II transcription regulatory region sequence-specific DNA binding
Source: RefSeq, a predicted model, not a curated record